AUGCAUCACCCUUCCCUUCAAACGCCCUAUUCAAUGAUGAUACGGCACUGGGCUCCGACAAUUCUUGACGGAUACGCCUUUUAUGGCAGGCCUCAGAAACCUCGCCGAACUGAUUGCUUCUCAAUGUCUUACAUGGCUGUACGAACAAAAUUGGGCAUUGGCUAA
Messenger RNA from Bipolaris zeicola 26-R-13, 165 nucleotides. RefSeq lists its product as uncharacterized. The transcript has a single exon. NCBI's taxonomy places the organism in Eukaryota, Fungi, Ascomycota, Dothideomycetes, Pleosporales, Pleosporaceae. The record is from RefSeq and is a predicted model, not a curated record. Bases 1 to 165 code for a protein of 54 amino acids.